UUCAAACUCAAGUCAAGUAAGUCAUAAUCGCCUGCCUACCCUUUAGUUUAGCUACUACACUGUAGUAUGUGAAUAGCAGCAGGCAACACGAAUUUCGCUCCUCAUAUUGAUUUCUUUAGACGGCUUUUAUUUACAAUAUUCAUGGUUUUGACAGCCAGUAGUGGUAUUUAGGCUUGAAAGUAGAUACAUUGGUAUUUUAGUUAGCUUGUGAUAACUUGCGCAACGACUUCAGAUACGAGCAAAGUCUCGGAACAAGGCAACAACUAGACUUUUGGAAGGACAUAUUUGACACAACUUUCAGACUAAUUUUCACCAGGUUGAACUCUUCGAUAGCUUCUAUGUUUCUUCUAUAGGCUAGUGUUGGACUGUUCUCUUGGCGUAUGUGUCUGUUUGUCAUAUUCCCCCUGGAAGUCUAUGGAGAGAAGCUGUUCAACUUGGAUGUUAUCCUCACGCGACUCUGGAUUUAGUUACGUACUGUGAGACGUACACGCGUACCCCCAGAGGCCAGACGUUGAAUGUUGACUUUACGACCAGAAUCGUCGAAAACACCUGACUUUACCCGAUUUGAAUGCCUGUGCAAGGAUUUUGUUGGUUUCUGUGCUGCAGGCAGGGUUUCAAUUUGCUCGGACGGGACUAUGGGGAGAAAGAGGAGGAAGAAUCUUUUGAGUUGCGCAACAAGGAGGAUCUGACUUGCAACGGACGUGGUCCACUUGAGGUGACUCUCUCUCAGCCGACUCGCACAGCCAAUGGGACAAACGGACACAGUCUGUCAGAGGUUCCUGAUGAGAUGAAGAGUCUGAUCAUAGAGAAGAGCAAGAUGGGCCUGGAAGAAGACCCCGAGCUGCUGGUCAAAGGUGAGCCUGCCUCCCUGACACACUUCUAAACACCAUCCCUCUAUUCUCUCUCUCUCCUUUCUCUUUGUGUGGCUGUUGUGUUCCAGUCCCAGUGAUUUGCAUGUACAGUAAUAACAGUCUGUGUGACGGUGACGUUCACUCAUCCGAGAGCGUUGGCCGAGCUUUAGCUCUGUGCAUGUUUGCGGUGUCAUCGCUGAAUAAGUAGACCAUACUGU
This is a messenger RNA of Salvelinus sp. IW2-2015, 1069 nucleotides long. Its product is annotated as pleckstrin homology domain-containing family H member 3-like. The record is from RefSeq and is a predicted model, not a curated record. Lineage: Eukaryota; Metazoa; Chordata; Actinopteri; Salmoniformes; Salmonidae.